Acaulospora morrowiae is the source of this 555-nucleotide messenger RNA. NCBI's taxonomy places the organism in Eukaryota, Fungi, Glomeromycota, Glomeromycetes, Diversisporales, Acaulosporaceae. The record is from the annotation of a GenBank genome assembly.
AUGGUUUCUUAUUACGGUAAUCCUAUCCCUUUACUGUUUCCUAAUUACAAUUCUGGAUGCAGUUCCUUUAGCAGCCCAUCUAAUGAAGAAGCUGUUGUUCUUGGGGCAACAGGUGAACUAGGAACCCAGAUAGUCAACCAAGCUCUCGAUGCCUCGUACCACGCGACCGCUUUGGUUCGAACUUUCCAUCUGGGCAAGGUGAUUGAAAGUCAGGACGUCGCUAUAAACUGCAUUGGCCCUCAACUAUUCGGCAACGACACUGAUAUGAUAAUUGAAAGCAUGGUUAAAAAUAAAGUUAGAAGAUUGAUUGUCAUCACUGCGCAAGGCAUUAGAACAAUUAGUGGUAUGGAUUCUUCUAACAGUUCAAGCAGUUCCAGUUCUAGAAACAUUAGCAAUAAUGAGCACAAUACCAAGGGCUAUUUGAUGUUACCAAUAACCUCAACGUCCACACAAAUUCCAGUAAUCUUAAAGGAUCAAAAAAGAUUUUUGGUAAAUUUUUUCCAAAUAAGAUUCUCAACGAUAAGGAACCUCAGGAACGAUCAACUUGGAAACUAG